Lichtheimia ornata is the source of this 1776-nucleotide messenger RNA. RefSeq lists its product as uncharacterized. Gene Ontology annotation, cellular component: SCF ubiquitin ligase complex. NCBI's taxonomy places the organism in Eukaryota, Fungi, Mucoromycota, Mucoromycetes, Mucorales, Lichtheimiaceae. The transcript has 3 exons. Bases 1 to 1776 code for a protein of 591 amino acids. The record is from RefSeq and is a predicted model, not a curated record. Gene Ontology annotation, biological process: SCF-dependent proteasomal ubiquitin-dependent protein catabolic process.
AUGCCUCAGUCCAAGCAAUGCAGCAUGUCAAGCUUUAAGCAUGGUGUCUUCCGAUGGGCCAAGCGCGCCAACCCUGAUGCUGCUCUUCAUGGCGAGCAUGGCGGCAACCGACGACCCACUUUGAGGAAAAUCCUGGAUUACGCCAAAUUGAGAAACAGAUCCAAAAAAGAGGAUGAUGCUAUGCAACGCUACAGUAAAGGGAUCGACUUUGUUGGUGAACUUCCAGUGGACAUUGUUAUUUCAAAACUCAUUCCAAUGUUCAUGGAUCAUUAUAUCGAUUCAUGGGGUCCAUGCGAGUACUUGUAUGUGUCGAAACGAUGGCGGGAUCGGAUUGUUCAAUGUUUCCAAGGAUUGCAUUUUUGGGUGCCUGAUGAGGAGGAGCGUACGCAGCGAUGUUUACAACUUGUUCAAUUUCCUCAGUAUGCAAAGGCAUUACGCGUUGAAUGGUACGGCAGAUGGUGGAUGGAUGAUUUAUUACGUGAGCUCAACCUUUGUUCAUUACGAGAGCUUGUUGUGAAUGGGCCGGAUGAUACCAUGGAUCGUUUUCUGCCAACAUUGAGAUCGUUCAGCAGGAACCUGAGGCAUCUUACUAUUGACCAUUUGCAUGUAUCCUUAUACGACCUCUUAUUGGCUUGCCCCAAACUCACUUCCUUGACCCUAUCCGUAUACUAUCAUGUCACUUUCGACUAUAUCGGAUUGACAACAUGGCCCACUCUCACAGCACUCUCCAUCAGCCAUGUAUCGGGACCUAUUACGUGUGAUGAAGUGACACUCAUUUGCAAGAGUUUUCCUGCACUCCAAAAGCUUGAACUUCGUUCAUGUGCUGAUAUUCAAUGUGUACUCGUUGUCUCAGAAUCUUUUCCCUCUCUCACGUACCUUUACAUUUGUGUCUACAGCAAUGCUGUCAGGAUAAAGUUUUUGGAUCAAGGACGGCAACAACAUGCACAAGGGAUAACGCAUCUCGAUAUUUGCGGUUCUACACAGCCAAACAUCACUUGCAAAGAUAUCUUUUCCUUAUUAAAAAAGCAUCAUACAACACUUGAGCGGCUGAAUUGGGGGAUGAGACUUGACAAGGAUGAUUAUGACGUGUUCAGCUUGGUGUAUCCUCGUCUCACAAAACUUUUACUCGGCUGUUCAGGAUGGUGGAUGUUACGUAACGCUCCCUUGCUUGAAGAAUUGUAUAUAACAUGCGACACUAUCAAGGAGCAUCCUGCUGUGCUUGGUAGGAUACCAGCCAAUCUGCAAAAGUUAAGGAUGGACAUUACUUCCUACUCCCCAUUCCCAUAUAUGACCUCCAUCACACGCUAUUUCAGACGCUACCAUGCUCGAGCAUAUUCUUUGAGCCAGCUUAUUAUAUAUACACGCAAGAUGAAAGAUGUCGAGAUGAUGCUUGAAAGUAUUUGUCACUUGAAUCAACUUGAUCGUUUGAUGAUCCAGUAUUUGAAUUGGGACGUCACCCAAAUGGAAAUCUUUAUUGACCAACUUGCCAACGGAUGUCGUCGUUUAUCAUGCCUCAAGCUCUUUUCUCGGACAAUGCCAUCACCACAUGCUGUCAAUGCAUUGAAACAACUUGAACACCUAAACCACUUUGCAUUUAAGAUUGAAGAAAAGGAUCCUACAGGCGGCAAGUUUUGGGAUGCCAUUGAAACAUUGACACAAAUCAAGUGUAUUGAGAUUUAUUGCAUAAAGACGUUCCAGCUUUCGGAAAUGAGACGCGUCAAGGGAAAAAGACCAGACAUGGAGAUGAUUAUUAACAGGGAUGCCGUACCCUUUUGA